GCUCAUUUGAUUGGCCGAUGUCACCGUCGUCACUACCGAGACCAGGAAGUUUACAUCGUGAAGCAGGAUGUGAUGCGGAGCGGCGGAACUCUAACAGAGCACCAUGGGUAACACGGAGAGCGUGGUGGUUCAGAAGCGGCUGGCCCGCUUCCGGCCCGAGGAGCGUCCCGUGGUCGAGGGGGUGUUUGGCAGACUCCAGGGCGGCGGCGGCCUGUCGGGAGCCUCAGAGAAGACGCCACCAGGGAAGAGUCUGACGCUGGAGUUGCUGCGGGCCUCGAUGUGCAGCCUGGCACCGGACUCCAUGAUCGGGCGACUCCACCGGUGCAUGUGCAGCAUCGACCCUGGACCAACGGCGGCGCCCGCGGCCUCUGGGAAGACGGGCGGCGUCUCUGCUGCCGCCUCAGGAGUCGGUCGGGAGCAGCUGGUGAUCUUCCUGGCGGACGCGCUGCGUGGCACCGCUGAGGAACGGGCUCCUCUCGUCAUGGCCAUGUCGCGGAGCGGAGCUCAGGCAGCGACGGUUGUCACACGUGAGCAGGUUGUUGAGUUCCUACAGGACCUGAUCUCUGCCGUGGUUCAGAUUCUGGUUCACAGGGGGCGCCUGCAGGGCUGGAAGCCAGAGCGAAUGGGCGACUGCUCCACUGGCGUCAAACUCCUGGCAGAGCAGAUGUGUUCAGAGCUCAAACCUGGAGAUGAAGGAUGUUGUGACACUUCCUGUCUGGAGGACUGGAUCUUCAGGGUCCCCCAUGUGUCGUUGUACCUGGAGAUGCUUGUGGCCGAAGGCCUGAAUGUGUCUCUGAGCGGCCGGCCGGCGCCCACGCUGCUGCCCCCCUGCAGGGAGACGCCCUGGACGGAGCUGAGGUGUCUGCUGCACCUGCCCACACUCAUGUUUCUGGCUCCACAGUUGCCGGACGGCUGCGGCGCCCCCUGGAGGCUGGUGUUCUCCACGCAGCUGCACGGGGAGAGUUUCAGCCGGAUGGUGAGCGGCCUGACGAAGCGCGGUCCGACGCUGCUGCUCGUCAAAGACUCGCAGGGAAACGUCUUCGGGGGCUUCGCCUCCCACAGCUGGGAGGUCAAACCUCAGUUCCAGGGUGACUCCAGAUGUUUCCUGUUCACCAUGUCGCCUAGACUGAGAGUUUAUACAGCAACAGGAUACAACCAACACUUCAUGUAUCUGAACCAGAACCAGCAGACCAUGCCCAACGGACUGGGAAUGGGCGGGCAGCACGGUUACUUCGGCCUGUGGCUGGACAGCGACUUCGGCCGCGGUCACAGCCGCGCUCGGCCCCGGUGCACCACCUACGGCAGCCCCCAGCUCUCCGGAGAGGAGGAGUUCACCCUGGACUCGGUGGAGGUCUGGGCGGUCGGAAAGCCCCCGGAGCCAGAGGAGGGCGAGGACGUGGAGGGCAGGAAGAAGAAGAGUGUCCUGGACGCAGACCCAGAGGUCCAGGCCAUGAUGGAGAUGACGGGGAAGACUCUGCACAGUCAGGGCCUCAGGGAGCCGGAGGAGGACCAGGACCAGUGAGCAGCGACCGGAAGCUUCCUGGCUUCACCUACUGGGACAACAUGAUAACUGCACACAGUUAUAAUCUCAAGUUUCUCAUUCUGCUCGGAUCCUUACAUUUUCAGAAAGACACUCGCUCAACAUAAACCAGGCUAAGCUAAGCUAACCAGUCUGACUCAGUCUAAAAUGGCAGCUUUUGAGUGAUCUGAUCUGACAACUGGAAGCCACCAGUGAGCACUUACUUCAAACUGCCUGAUAUCUGAGGGAAGACAAGAAAAACGUGAAUUAAUAUUUAAUAAUCUGUGAGUGGUGGAAGUUUCCAUAUCAUAUCUCUGAAGAUGAUCAUGUUUUGUCUGUAGCUUCUGGUUUUGCGCAGUAACAUGACACGAGGCCUCAGGUUUGAGUAAUACAUUAACCAUGUAGGAGUCACAUGGCUCAUUAUCACAGUCUUCUUUAUUCAUCGUCAUCUCUUUUCUGAAUUUAUGAAACUAAUAACGAGAUCGUCUGACGUUUAACCAUCUGAGAAUUUUCCCGACCAAAAGAAGGAAACCGCCAACCACUUGAUUCCGCCUCAGACUUGAAUAACAGACUGGAUUCACCUCUGGACAUUUAAAUUAUUAUUGUUGUUAUUUUCUGCUGCUGAAUCAGAGACUCAUCGAAAAGCUCAUGGUGGAUUUUCUUUGGGGAGAAAAUCAAUGAAAUGGAGUAAAAAUGUAAAUACAGAUCAAAGAGAAAAGAAGAAUUUCCUGUAACAUGUUUAAGAUAUUAAUAGACCUGUAUUAUCCUCACAGAUGUGACACUUGUGAGUUUUAUUAUUUAUUAUAAAAUUAUUUAUUUUGUCUUAGCAGUGUUAACCUGCGUUGGUGCUUUAAUUAAAGUCCGGAACUUAG
This is a messenger RNA of Scophthalmus maximus (turbot), 2391 nucleotides long. RefSeq names its product MTOR associated protein, eak-7 homolog (gene meak7). NCBI's taxonomy places the organism in Eukaryota, Metazoa, Chordata, Actinopteri, Pleuronectiformes, Scophthalmidae. Bases 104 to 1522 code for a protein of 472 amino acids. Gene Ontology annotation, biological process: TOR signaling. The transcript has 9 exons. The record is from RefSeq and is a predicted model, not a curated record.